CCAACUUUCACCGAGGGCGUACCCCGGAAAAAGAUUAUCAAAGGGAAAUUCUCGUACCUAAUCAAGACAGCCCACUACAAACUCCCAAUACAGGCACGAGUCGCAAGAUGCCUCCGCGAAUACCCCUCGGGCUGGCAGCCCAGUGCUGCAGGGCUUCUCUCGAGCAACCGAGCAGCUCUUCGCUCGUAGGAUUAUUCAAUGCGCUGUCAAUCCAGUCUCGCAGCGCCUCCAUUCUCGCAAAUCUAUCCGACAACCCGGGUGCUUACCAAAAGCGCAUUCGUGUUGGUCGCGGUCCGUCCUCGGGAAAGGGUAAAACAUCCGGAAGGGGUCACAAGGGUCAGAAGCAGCAUGGAAAAGUCAAACCGUGGUUCCAGGGUGGUCAGACGCCUUUGGUCGUUCAAAGGGGAAAGCUUGGAUUCGUGAACAUGCACGCGCCUGUCAUGUCCGAAGUAAACCUCGACAAGCUGCAGGAAUGGAUUGACGCGGGCCGCAUUGACGCUACGAAGCGAAUCACGCCGAAAGAACUAAUAGAGUCCAACCUCGUCGGAUCGAUCAAGGACGGAAUUAAGUUACUAGCGAGAGGGGCGGAUGCGUUGAAGCAGCCGAUAGACAUUAUUGUUUCUCGCGCUUCGGCUUCGGCUAUCGAAGCAGUAGAGAAGGCGGGAGGAAAGAUCAUGACACGAUAUUAUACCAAGCAGGCCUUGAAGCGGCUGGUAGAGGGCAAGAGUUUCCACACCGAUAAACCUCUACCUACCGGGCCGGAGCAUGUGCAGCCGGUCUUAGAAGAGCUCCGCCAGAGGGGGUUUUCUUACAGACUGCCGGAUCCGACAGCUCGAUGGGAUAUCGAAUACUACCGCGACCCUGCGCACCGAGGAUACCUGAGCCACACAUUAAAGCCCGGCGAGUCGCCAAGUUUGUACUUCAAGGUACCACCCGCGAAGAUUCUCAAGCAGGAAAAGAAGCAGAAGGGGGCCACGCAGGAAGCAGCGAAACUUUGGGACAAGCUAUAAGGGGUGCGCUCGUCGAAUUGGCAGAAUAUACCAUGUUAUGUAUGUAUUGCGCCUGCAGAUAUAUCCUAGGGUAUAUACCGUAUAUAUACCGAUUACUGCGAACAUCCGCAGACCUGCUCCCCUAAAACUGCACAUAUAUCAACCCGCGGAAUAGCAUGUAAAGUUGUUUUCCUUGUGAUGGUUGUGACAAGGGGGUUGCUUGAGCAUUUGAAGUAAUAAAAUCUUAGUGCUGCAUGGGGUAUUAUUGAUAGUUACAUAAGAUUUGCAUAGCAGUAAGGUGAAAGCUUCAAUUGUCCCCUUUUAUGCAGGUAAAUAAAUUACUUUUUAUAUACAGACCCAAUAUGUACAUGUAUCAAAUGCACCAAUACCAGGUACCUACCUCUAUCAAUCAG
Messenger RNA from Daldinia caldariorum, 1402 nucleotides. Its product is annotated as ribosomal protein L15. The transcript has 2 exons. Lineage: Eukaryota; Fungi; Ascomycota; Sordariomycetes; Xylariales; Hypoxylaceae. The coding region runs from base 108 to 1010 and encodes 300 amino acids. The record is from RefSeq and is a predicted model, not a curated record. Gene Ontology annotation, molecular function: structural constituent of ribosome. Gene Ontology annotation, biological process: translation. Gene Ontology annotation, cellular component: mitochondrial large ribosomal subunit.